AUGCCUCGGGCAUAUCUUCGCUUUGCCUCUUCUUUAGCUUCUAAGGAUUCUGAAUUGCCAAAGGUUGCAUCAGUAUCUAAAGAAGAAACGGUAAGAAUAAACAUUCAUUUUAAUUUCAAUAGUUAUUAGCCAAUGUAUGACUUAUAGAAAAAGUAUGUUUUAGAGUGUAUCCAAAGUAGAAGACAAGUUAGAAAAGAUUAAUUUGUUGGGGGAACUUUUGGUAGGAGAACUAGAAGCAACAAAUGACGAGGAUAAACCUGGGUUUUUUGCUUCAGGCAACGUCAGAAGAUACGAUUCUGAGUUGGGAGAAUCUCGACCAGCCAACAGAUUCAGAAAUAUUGUCUACGACGAAGGCGAACUUGACAAUUCAGACUUUACGAAGCCUCCGUCUUUGUAUGUGAUUAUUGUUUUUGUUUGCAGUUUUUUACUAUGUCUUUUACAGUAUGAUUUACUUUGACACGAGUAAUAUGGUAUUUGGAUUAAAUUUCGUAAAAACUAUGAUUUUCAUUAUUUUGUUUAAUCUCAUUUGACUAGACUAAAAAGUUGAAAUUACAGAGAAAACCCCCACCCUCUGGAUGUCAGUAAUCUUCCACCAACUCAUGCCACUAGUCUAGUAGCCUACGUUAAUCAUCUACCGGUAUUACAGAAACUUGUGGAUAUUAGCGUAGACUUGUAUAAGGUAAGUUUGUAAAAAUUAAUAUUUUACUUUUGAAAGUUGCCAACUUUAAUUACGGUGUUUUAGGUAGAUAAUGAGCCCAAACUGGGAAGGAAGUUAAUGUAUCUUAACUGGGAACAAGAUGUUUUACCGAGAAUAAAGUGGUUGGUCCAGUAUCUCAGAGUACCAGCUCCAGAGAUAGGAUCGUAUUUCACGAGGAACCCUUAUUUUCUACUACAAGAUACGAACAGGUUACAGGACAGAGUGAAUUACUUAAAGUCGAAGAUGUUCACCCAAAAAGAGAUACGGAAGAUGGUCAUAGAAUACAGGUAAGUUACUGUUAUGUUAAAUUAUUGUUCAUAUUACGAAGUGUUAUGAUUAUGUAUGUUAAUUUACUUACAAUGAACGUAUUUUAUAGGGAAUAUUUUAAAAGUUGAUUUGUACUUUAGGUAUUGGCUGAACCAAGAAAUAGAUGUAAUCGAUGGUAGAUUGGGGUGGAUUCAGAAACAGUUUCAGUUGAGUGGCAGGGACCUGAGGAAGAUGAUAGUCAAGGAGCCUAGGAUAAUACAGUUUGGCAUCGGGCCUUUGUCUGUGAGUUUGUUUCACCAUUCGCUGAUUGUUAUAAGUGGCACUGUUUCUGGAUUUAUAUGUAUUUUUGCAAUUGUUAUAUAUAUAUCUAAUGUAAUAUGUCUUUGCAGCGUAUAACUAUGUUAAUGAACAACGACUUCUCGUUAGGUGCUGGUGAAAUCAAAAGUAUAUUUAUCAACGACCCACGAUGUUUUAUGAUGGGUAAAUGCUUGAUUUUCUUAUAAUAGACUAUAUUAACAGUUAUGGUAAUGUUACUAUGCUCAGUAUUAUUUAAAUUUUAUUUUCUCACUGUGUUUUAGAUCCUAAAGCCCUCGAGAUUACCUACAAUUAUUUGCACCAAGUAAUGCAAAUAGAAAACGAACAGAUUGUACAGUACCCCAUGGCCUUACGAUGUUCAGUAGCCAUGUUACGAAGAAGAUACGACUUUCUAAGACGAUUAAAGAAGGACCAAAUGAAUCCAGAGCUCCCGAACUACAUCUCGCUACAGAAAUUACUACAUCCGAGUGACAAAUACUUUGCCGAAACCGUAUGUUCAACUCCUUUGGCUGAUUACCAAAAGUUUUUGAAGACUUUGUGA
Bursaphelenchus okinawaensis is the source of this 1820-nucleotide messenger RNA. The record is from the annotation of a GenBank genome assembly. NCBI's taxonomy places the organism in Eukaryota, Metazoa, Nematoda, Chromadorea, Rhabditida, Aphelenchoididae.